AUGAAGUCCGGUCUUGUGCUGUCUCUCCUGGCAGCAGCGAUUGCUCCAGCUUUCGCCGGUGUCGUCCGUCGCCAGUCCAAUGGAGAUCUGGUCCCAGUUGAGGUUAGGGGCAACGCCUUCUUCGCGGGCGAUGACCGAUUUUACAUGCGUGGUGUUGCCUACCAGCCAGGUGGUGCUGCAGACGCAAAGGAUCCCCUCCUUGAUCUUGAGGGUCUGAAGCGUGAUGUUGAGAACUUCAAGACGCUCGGUAUCAACACGAUCCGUGUCUACACGGUCGACAACUCCCAGAAUCACGACGAGGGCAUGAAGAUGCUUGCAGAUGCCGGCAUCUACCUGGCACUCGAUGCCAAUACCCCGGAUUACUCGCUCAACCGUGAGACCGCUGCCACUCUUCACCGCUCCUACAACGACGUUUACCUCCAGAGCGUCUUCGCCACCAUCGAUGCCUUCGCCAAAUACAGCAACCUUUUGCUCUUCUUCUCCGGUAACGAGGUCAUCAACGAGAGGAACAACACCCACGCCGCUCCCUACAUCAAGGCCGUCACCCGUGACAUGAAGCAGUACAUCGCCAACCGCCACGACCGCAUCAUCCCUGUCGGAUACUCUGCUGCGGAUGUGUCGGAGAACAUUGAGCAGCAGGCACUUUACUUCAACUGCGGUGAGGACUCUGUCCGCUCUGACUUCUUUGCUUUCAACGACUACUCCUGGUGCGACCCGUCCUCGUUCACCGAAUCUGGCUGGGACCGCAAGGUCGAGACCUACAAGGACUACAGCAAGCCCAUCUUCCUGUCCGAAUUCGGUUGCAUCACCAACAGGCGUGACUGGGGUGAGAUCGCUGCUCUCUACUCCGAGAACAUGACCGCUGUCUACUCUGGUGGUCUCGUCUACGAGUACACUGUCGAGCCCAACGGUUACGGCCUGGUCGAGGUUGGCGACGACGGCAAGAUUAGCCCCAACGGCGACUUUGACCGUCUCAAGGAUGCUUACGAGGCCACUGCCAACCCCCGAGGCGACGGCGGCUUCAAGUCCACUGGCUCUGCUUCCGAGUGCCCUGCUCAGUCUGAAGACUGGGAGGUCGAAAGCACUGACCUCCCUGCCAUGCCCCGUGGCGCGCAGAAGUUCAUGGAUGAGGGUGCUGGCACGGGUCCCGGUCUUGAUGGCGAUGGCUCUCACUUCGCCGGAGAGCCCAGUGAGGACACCGCUGAGCCUGGCUCUGGAAACCCCACUCGCACACCUACCCCUGGUGCUGCCAGCGGUAGCAACAGCAGUGGCGGCUCUUCUGCUGCCGCUAGCGUUGACAUUCCUCUACGCUUCAUGGGCAUGGUCGCUGCGAGUGUUCUCUUUGGCGCUAUGCUUGUAUUUUAG
Plenodomus lingam JN3 is the source of this 1365-nucleotide messenger RNA. RefSeq names its product beta-glucanosyltransferase. Gene Ontology annotation, biological process: fungal-type cell wall organization; fungal-type cell wall (1->3)-beta-D-glucan biosynthetic process. Gene Ontology annotation, molecular function: 1,3-beta-glucanosyltransferase activity. The record is from RefSeq and is a predicted model, not a curated record. NCBI's taxonomy places the organism in Eukaryota, Fungi, Ascomycota, Dothideomycetes, Pleosporales, Leptosphaeriaceae. Gene Ontology annotation, cellular component: plasma membrane.